CAAGCCUGUUCCCUCCAAUCACCACUGAAUCAUCACUGAUAGGUUCUUCUCCUGUGAGCACAGCGCAGAAUGUGUCUGGGAUGCAACCAGUAGUUUAGAGGGACCGCUGCGAAGUAGUUGCGCAUCACUGACGGAUUCCAGCGCCUUGAAAAACGCUGAAAGUCACGUUUUUUUUCCCCCUUUCACAGAACUAAAUGGCUCGGACUUACAACCGAUACAACAUAUGUAGAUGAGCGACUCGAUAUUCUAAGCGUUUGGGAAAUGCAAACGAUUGCCCGGAUUUAAUUCAGACGCGAAACGCUCAAGCAGCCAUGCAUUUGUGCAGCUCUGUGGGCUCUUUGCUCCUCCUCCUUUUCAUCAGCAGGAGCAUGGAUGGCUCUGUCGCCAGCACAGAGGAGAUCUUGCCUCCCACCAUUCAGAAACUGAUGAAGGGAUACAACAAGUACCUUAGGCCAUUCUUUGGCAAUGGGCCUGUUACUGUGGGAAUGAGUCUGGAUAUUGCCAGCAUAGACACUAUAUCAGAAAUCAACAUGGAUUACACGGCCACCAUCUUUCUUCGUCAGCGCUGGACAGACGAACGUUUGUGUUUUGAUGGCAAUAAGAGCUUGAGUCUGGAUGGGAGACUGGUAGAGCUCCUCUGGGUCCCUGACACGUUCAUUGUGGAUUCCAAGAAAUCCUUCCUGCACGACAUCACUGUCGAAAACAGACUGAUCCGGAUAUUCCCCAACGGAACUGUGCUGUAUGCCCUGAGAAUUACUACAACAGUGGCCUGCAGUAUGGAUCUAACCAAAUAUCCCAUGGACAGACAGACAUGCACCCUUCAACUUGAAAGCUGGGGAUAUAAUGUGAAAGAUGUGGUUUUUUAUUGGACACGGGGAAACCAGUCAGUUAGCGGUCUUGAUCAUUUACAGCUGGCUCAGUACACCCUUGAGGAUCACUACACCUCUGAAUCUGAAGCCGUUUAUGAGACUGGUAAUUACCCAAAGUUGAUCUUCCACUUCAAACUCAAGCGGAGCAUCUUAUAUUUCAUUCUGGAGACGUACGUUCCUUCCAGUGCUCUGGUGGUCCUGUCAUGGGUCUCAUUCUGGAUCAGUCAAUCCUCAGUACCUGCUCGCAUCUGCAUAGGAGUGACCACAGUCUUAACUAUGACCACCCUGAUGAUGGGAGCCCGCACCUCUCUACCCAACGCCAACUGCUUCAUCAAAGCCAUCGAUGUGUAUCUGGGCAUCUGCUUCAGCUUCAUCUUUGGCGCUCUGAUUGAAUAUGCAGUCGCUCAUUUCUGCACAUUACACCAACCAAACGCUGCCAAUGCAUAUAUGUAUGGCCAGGAAAUGCAGGAGCGCGAGGAUGAGAUGAACGGCAUCGUCACUUCCAUCGGCAGCCACGCUUUGCGGGCCCGUAAACGGGAGGAGAUGCUGUCCCGGAUGGGCAGCGCCAGCAACCCCACCCCCAGCGAAAGUAAGGAGGACAUCAACUCCUCGCAGCCGCAAACCCGUUGCACCAAGUGUAUGUCGACGGCACGCCAAAUCGUGCGCUGUCUGAACUGCUGCAAAGUGGAAAACCCGCACUACAUCGACAACUACUCAAGGCUGACCUUCCCCCUCUCCUUCGUCGUCAUCAACCUCCUCUACUGGACAUACUACUUGUACUUCUAAAGCUCCUGUUGUCUCUGUGUGUGUGUGUGUGUGUUGAGGGUCAGUAGUGGUGUACGUGUGUCCCUUUUUGCGUCAGAGUUUACCUAAGGGUUUUUACUCUUACAUGUCAGCAUGCAUUUCAGCUCGACUUGAGUAUGACUGACUGCGUUCAUGUCACCCACGUAUGUGUCAUUCCUUAAGGUACACAGGAUCUGAGCGAGUUUGGACUAAACGGAUAUAUGCAGAUUUGUACCACGUCUACAUCUCUGUGUCAGAAAUAUGUGGCCUUCAUUUUCCGAUGGAGCUUUAGAUUCACUCAAAUCCACAACAGAAUCAGCCUAGCUGUAAAUCGCAAUACGAAUUUCUGAUAUCUGUAAAACUAUUUCAAAUUGACAUGAAUGUACGUAUAAUUACUUGUCUUUUAGCACAAAAAAAAAAGCAUGAUUUAUAAAUCACUGUUGACACAAGUAACAAAACAUUAGCAAUUCAUUGAAACGAAGGUUGGAGGGAAAAAAAAAACUACAAAUCAUUUCAGCAUGUUUGACAGCUAUAUUAAUAAUAACUGGACCAAAGAUUUAAUGUGUAUCUAAUGUUCAUAAUUACAAUCUGAAUUCAUAUGAGCACAAGUUAUGCAUUGUUUUUGGGGCAUAUACUGUAUGUAUUUGCAAAUUCAACAGUCUUAUAUCUUGUUAUAGGCUGCCAAACAAGAAUCAAGCUAGUUUAACUAAUUUUCUUCUGGUGAUUUAUCUGUGUAUGUAUGGGAACAUUCUCUUAGGGAUAGAAGCUCUGAUUAUAAACGGUUCUUUAUUAUUUGCAUGAUCAUUAAUUUAUUCUGCUGUAUAUUGUUGUAAUUUUUUUUUUUUUUUUUUUUUUUUGGGUGGGGGGGUUAAAGUUACUGACCUAGUUAAAGUUGGGCCAUUAAAGAAAUAGUUGACCCGAAAAUGAAAAUAUGCUGAAAAAUUUCACAUCCUCAGGCAAUGCAGGAUGUAGAUGAGUUUGUUUCUUCACUGGAACAGAUUUGGAGAAAUUUAGCAUUACUUGCUUACCGGAUGGAUCCUCUGCAGUGAUUGGGUGCUGUCAGAAUGGAGAGUCCAAACAGCUGCUAAAUUUACGAUGAAGAAACAAAUUCAUCCACAUCUUGGAUGGCCCGAGGGUGAGUCGCUUUCAUUUUUGGGGGGAACUCUUCCUUUAAGAACUGCACUACAGUAUUUUUGAUAGCUGACUAUUUUUGUGAAAAUGCCAAAACUGAAACAGUGAUGUGUAAAUUUGCUAAUGGCAUAUUCAACCCUGACAUUUACAAGACUUCUUGGCAGAUUUUUUUGCAUUGUUAAUGUCAAUUGCUCUUAUUUGCAUAUAGUUUGCAGUAUACAUUUUUUCCCACUGUCAACAUGUUUUGUUAUCAGUAUGUCAUAGAGAAUUGCUGGUUUGUAUGACCUUUUUCAAGAAGAUGUUAUUCACCUGACCUUUGUGGGUAAAUCUUUUCUUUUACUGUGAAUGUCAUACUUCUUACAGGUGAAUAUAUCUUGCGCUCAAGCUGUACAAAUAUUUUUAUGUUCUCCUUUUGCACUGAGAUUUUGAAUUACAAAGGCAAUAUUACUUUGCCAAGAAGCAUUUUGUUUUUGUAUAUACUGACUGAAUAUUGCAAAUGAUGUUGACCAAAUAAUAUUUAUUAUUAAUACUGUUAUUUUAAUAAUGCAUGAAAGUUGCAUACCAUAGUUAGAGAGUCAACAGGCCAUGAUGCUAUGUUUUCCAUGCAUGAGGAGUUCUGCAUCUGUUUUCACGGAUUUGGACAUAAACCGUUUAUACAAUCAAUAAGACUUGCUUUAAAGUAAUCUGUUUCGAGACAGAACGUAAUAUUUGUAUGAAAAAAAAAAAAUCAUUUUAGUUGUUCUUUUGUACAAGUAUACACUGUCUGGAAACAUUUAUUAACAUUUUGACAGAUGUAACUGCCAGGUUUCUCUGUACUAUACAAAAACAAAUAAUGGUAGCAAAAUUUGCAAGUUGUAAUGUCCUGCCAAAAAAUCAUUCAAUGACAGUGGCUUCUUAGAGUCCUAUGGUCUCUUACUGAUGAGUCCAAUUCUCUGUAUUCAUUUACUUGUAUCCUCAUCUAAUUUCUAGAAUCAACUCGAUACAGAAGGAGUUGGCUAUACAUUUGUCACCGCAGCAUAAUACUGCCCUUAGGAUAGUAUGCUGUUAGUGCUGAUCUUCAUGCCAAAAACUGGUCUUUAGCACUUACUUCCAGUAAUGAAAAUAACAGUUUGUUCUAACCGCACAAUAUAUGCACAUUCCUUCGCAGUAUUUAUAGUAGCUUAUAAUAUAUCACUGGACAACAUUUUGAUUUCAGCAUGUAAACGAACACUGUUAAUGUGUAAUAUACGGUUGCAUUUAAAAAACUGAGCCUCAAAUGGAAAGGCAUAACAGUAAUGUUUCAAUAUCAUUUUUGUAGGAUUUUUUGGUUUUUAUUUAUUUAUUUUCAAUGUAGUAAAAUAUUUCAUGUCUCACUAUGCAUGUAAAGUUAAUGUUUAGGAUAAUAAAAUCUUUUUAUUGAAAGAUUAA
This is a messenger RNA of Puntigrus tetrazona (Sumatra barb), 4190 nucleotides long. RefSeq names its product gamma-aminobutyric acid type A receptor subunit zeta (gene gabrz). The record is from RefSeq and is a predicted model, not a curated record. Gene Ontology annotation, biological process: signal transduction; regulation of membrane potential; monoatomic ion transmembrane transport. NCBI's taxonomy places the organism in Eukaryota, Metazoa, Chordata, Actinopteri, Cypriniformes, Cyprinidae. Gene Ontology annotation, molecular function: neurotransmitter receptor activity; GABA-A receptor activity; extracellular ligand-gated monoatomic ion channel activity. The transcript has 10 exons. The coding region runs from base 312 to 1655 and encodes 447 amino acids. Gene Ontology annotation, cellular component: neuron projection; GABA-A receptor complex; membrane.